Leptopilina heterotoma is the source of this 4392-nucleotide messenger RNA. RefSeq lists its product as uncharacterized. Bases 1 to 4392 code for a protein of 1463 amino acids. The transcript is spliced from 4 exons. The record is from RefSeq and is a predicted model, not a curated record. Gene Ontology annotation, molecular function: nucleic acid binding. NCBI's taxonomy places the organism in Eukaryota, Metazoa, Arthropoda, Insecta, Hymenoptera, Figitidae.
AUGUUUCCGGCACAAGAAAAACCUACUAUAAAACAGUUGAUUGAUCAACAGACACGAAACUUCACUACUUUAAAACGUCAUUGUAAUUCUGCAAAAGAAGCUGUCAGAACUACAUCUGACAUAACCUUAGGUGCAUUGAACCAUCGUUUGAGACUCAUUUCACAAAUCUGGGAUUUGUCUGUUAAUAUUGAGGAGCAAAUUCAGAAGUCGAAGAAGGAUGAGGAUGAUCCAUAUUUUAUUGAAGGAAAAUUUGAGACUGCAGAGGAAUACUUUUUGAAGUUCAGCGAUUACAUUAUGACGGAUGUUGCUCGUAUGGAAAGAGAGGUCAAAGCUUCGACGAUUCAACAGCAAUCAACGCCUUCAACUUCUACUACUUGCUAUCAAUCAACACCGCUUCCUAAAAUCACAAUUCCGAAAUUCUCUGCAUGGGAUCGUUUGCGUAGUAGAUAUGAAAAUCCUCGUGCUAGUGACAUAUUGGUUUAUUAUGUUUCUCAAAUGUUAGAUACAAAUACUCGAUUAGCCUGGGAAUUAAAAUUAGGAAAUUCUAUUGACUAUCCGCAUUUUUCUACGCUUUUAAAUUUUUUAGAUUCUCGCAUAAGAGCAAUGGAAGCUGUUGAAAAAGGCGAUGAAAAUAAAAUAAAACCUGUCAUUGUUCAAACAUCCAACUCCGAAUUAUGUCAAUUCUCAGAUGUCGCUGAAGUUGCUCAUUCAAAUAUGGCGGCACCGGGAGCGUUGAGUUCCCACCGUGUUCUUCUUGCAACUGCUCAAGUAAUUUUAUCGUCUAGUUCGGGUCGUUCAAUAAAAGUACGCGCGCUAUUGGAUCAGGGAUCCAUUUGGACAUUAAUUACCGAAGAACUUGCUCACGCUUUAAAUAUCGUUCCGGAUCGAGCUGACAUUCGUUUGACGGGUAUCAAUAACGUUCAGGCUGGGUGUUCGCAAGGCAUUGCUCCGGUGACAAUUUGCUCAUCGAAAAAUAAAAAUUUUCUCGUAAAAUCUAACGCUUUAAUUUUGAAACAAAUUACGAAUUACGUUCCUUCGGCGGAUAUUGAAAUUUUACAACAACCUCAUUUGCAGGGUCUUGAUUUUGCUGAUGACGAAUUGGUCAACGCGCAACCUAUUCAAAUUUUAAUUGGGGCUGAUUUGUAUGGAAUGAUUAUGCGAAAUGGGCUUAAAAAAGGGGGAAAUAAUCAACCGGUAGCACAAAAUACCAUUUUUGGGUGGAUUUUAUCGGGAAAUUUUGGUAGUAAUAAUAAUUCAAACGAAUUAAUUUGUUUUAGAAAAUCGGACUUUGCAGGUUUUUGUGCUUCAAACUCGGAUAUUGGCGAAUCGCUCCAACGAUUUUGGGAAAUUGAAGAAAUUCCUCGUGCUUCAAAAGUUACGUUAUCAGAACAAGAAUGUGAAUUAUAUUUUGAAAAUACCCACUCCCGCGAAGUGGACGGUCGAUACAAGGUUAGAUAUCCUUCUAAAUCAGGCACACCCAUCGAUAUUGGUAAUUCGCUUCAAUAUGCUGAAAAGGCGUUAUUAAAUCUAAGAAAAACAUUAAGCAAGUCCCCGAAAAUCAUGUCCCAGUAUACUGAUUUUUUCGUCGAUUAUGAGAAGAAGGGUCAUAUGAGUCGUAUUGAUGAAAAGCCGAAAGAUGAGUCACAGGUAGUAUAUAUACCACAUCAUCCGAUCAUUCGCGAAUCAAGUUCGACAACAAAAGUUCGUGGCGUUUUUAAUGCAUCGAAAAAAACGUCCAAUCUUAUAAGCUUAAACGAUCACAUGCAUAUUGGGGAAAGAUUGCAAGGUAACAUUUUUAAAAUCACUCUAUUGUGGAGAACUUAUCGUUUCGUAUACGUUUCUGAUAUUGCCCAAAUGUACAGGCAAAUUUUGAUUGAUGAGAGAGAUCGAGAUUAUCAGAGGAUUUUGUGGUUUUCAACUUCAUUAUCAAAUCCAAUUCAAUUUCGUUUGAACACUGUUACUUACGGAACCACUGCAGCCCCUUUUUUAGAUCUUCGUGUCCUAAAACAACUCGUUAAAGACGAGGGUGAUUCGUUCCCAUUGGCCUCAUUCGUUUUAGAGCAUCAAAUUUAUAUCGAUGAUUGUAUUUUUGGUGCUGACUCCAAAGAAAGAAUCAAAGAAACUAGAGACGAAGUAAUUUCUCUUCUCGCGAAAGGAAAAUUUCAUUUAAGAAAAUGGGCAAGUAAUUGUUCAACCUUGCUUGAGGACAUUGAUUUAUCUGAUCACGGCCAUGCCGUUGAAAAAUCACUGAUUGACGAAACAUCUUUAAAAAUUCUUGGGAUCGUAUGGGUACCUACUCUUGAUGUUUAUCGAUUUAAAAUUAAUUUAAUUGAAAAUAGCAAAAUUACGAAAAGAUCGGUUUUAUCAUUGAUUGCUCGUCUUUAUGAUCCACUUGGGUGGGUUUCUCCAGUGAUUAUCAUUGCUAAAAUCUUAAUUCAAAAAAUGUGGUUAAAAGCAUUGACUUGGGAUGAGCCAUUACCGCAAGAUUUGUCUGAAUUUUGGUUGUCGUAUUAUUCAGAUCUUUCGAAUUUAGAAAAUUUAUCGAUUCCUAGAUGGACAGGUCAGGGAGAAGAGGUGAUUGAGUCAUCUAUUCAUGGUUUUUCAGAUGCCUCGAAUACAGCAUACGCAGCUGUUGUGUAUCUUAGAUUGGUUUUUCAAUCAGGAGGAAUUCAAGUGAGUUUGCUUGCGAGCCGAACAAAACUAGCUCCAACGAAAACUUUAUUAGUCCCUCGUUUAGAGCUUUGUGGUGCACUUUUACUGUCCCAACUUGUAUCAUCAAUAAAAAAUGUUUUCUCAUUUGAAAAUUUGCCAACAGUAUAUUGGACUGACUCGACAAUUGUUUUAGCCUGGUUGAGAAAACAUUCUUCAACGUGGAAAACGUUUGUGGCGAAUCGAGUCGCUGCAAUUCAAUCGGUUGCUCCUGUCGAGUUAUGGAAACAUGUUAAAUCGGAACAGAAUCCAGCUGAUAUUGGAUCACGUGGUGUUCGAGCAUCAGACCUAAUAGAAAAUCAACUCUGGUGGAAGGGUCCCACUUGGUUAAGUGGAGCAGAGGAUUCUUGGCCAGUUGAUCAAGAAAUGCUUAUUUUGGGAACAAAUCUCGAGUCUCGAGAUAAAGUCUGCCAUGUUGGAAUUGAUUCCAACACAUGGUUCGAUAUAUUAAUGACAAAAGUUUCCUCUUGGCCAAAACUAAUUCGAAUUGUCUCGUAUAUUUUGAAAUUUUUAGUUAUUAGAUUGAAAUUUGUUAUUCCUGGUUGUGAAACAGCAGAGAGUAUUUCAAUGGUUAGAUUUUGUCGUGAGAGUCAAAUAGUUUGCACUCAUGACAGAGGCAUUUUACGUGUUGGUAGGAGAUUGUCAAACGCUCCUCUCGAAUUCGAAAGACGUCACCCAGCAAUUUUGAAAAAACAUUCAGUUGUUGAAAAAAUUGUUCGACAUUAUCACGAGAAAUGUCUUCAUGGAUCAACACAGCUUACAUUAAAUUUGGUUAGACAAUCAUUUUGGAUUUUGCGUUCAAAACAAGUAAUCAAGUCUGUUAUUUACAAAUGCGUCAUUUGUGUUCGAUUAAAGGCUAGCUGUGUUUGUUUUGUGACUCGCGCAAUACAUUUAGAAAUCGUAUACGAUUAUUCUUCGGACUCUUUUAUCGCAACUCUCAAACGCUUCGUUGGUCGUCGAGGUUUACCGUCAGUGAUAUAUAGCGACAACGAAACGAAUUUUAAGGGAGCAUAUCGCGAAUUAACAGAAAAUUUUGAGUCGUUUAUACGUUGUCGAGAUGUUCAAGCAUUUCUCAUUAAUGAUCGAAUUCGUUGGGAAUUCAUUCCACCUGCCGCGGCACACUUUGGUGGCAUCUGGGAAUCUGGUGUUCGAAGUGUUAAACACCAUCUUCGACGAAUUUUGCUGGAUCGAACUCCGCAUUAUGAGGAGUUAAAUACCUUAUUGUGUCAAAUCGAAAUGUGUCUUAACUCAAGACCCUUGUGUCCUCUAAGUGACGAUCCUUCAGAUCUACGUGUAUUAACGCCGGGACAUUUUUUGAUAGUAGGAGAGAUUGUUGCUAUACCUGAAAAUUCUUUAUUAGAUUUAAAAGAAUCUCGUCUUUCUCGUUGGCAGCUAUGGCAGCAACUUCUCGAAUCUUUCUGGAAAAUUUGGUCACAAGACUAUUUGUUAUCGUUGCAGCAAAGAAAUAAAUGGAAACAAAAACUGGAAAAUCUUUGCGUUAAUCAAAUGGUUCUUUUAAAACAAGAAAAUCUCCCGCCAACUAAGUGUCAAAUUGGUCGAAUUAUUUCUGUCAAGAAGGGAUCAGAUAAUCUUGUUCGAGUCGCAACUAUUAAAACUGCUUCGGGAACUUAUGUUCGCCCAAUCACAAAGCUAAUUGUACUACCUGUAAAACAUGAAGAUUAA